AUGGGGAAGGGGUAUAAUAAUUACAUGUGCAAGAAGUUUUUCCAUCCUACAAACUUCGAUAACAUCAAACGUAAGUGGAUGGCUGAACAAAAGGAUGAGUUCGAUAGCAAGCGUGAACAGGAAAAAUUAACGCAGUAUCGCAGAGAACAGGAAGUUUUGGAAAAUCGAGUCCUCCUCGGUGACGAGAAGGCACGGUUGGGACUGGCCUGGAUGUAUGACCAACCGGCUGUAAUGGAACCAGAAAAGGAACCAGAGAAGUCUGAAGUCAAGUUCGAAUGGCAGCGGAAGUACAACGCGCCACGUGAAAGCUACUGCAAGGAUUCCGUAGACGUCACUGACCAGCCUUUUGGCAUUGAGGUCAGAAACGUGCGGUGUAUGCGUUGCAAGCAAUGGGGCCACUUGAAUACAGAUCGAAUUUGUCCCCUUUAUGGUCAAUCCUUUACACAGGAGCCCAAUGCCAGUUGUUCUCAUGGGCUGGACUUUGCCAGAAAAAAUCUUCGCAGGGAAGGUUUAGCCUUCAAGAAGUCCACAGAAGCCACGGGCCUUAACGAUAUUGUGUACAAGGCUACACAGGCAUGUAAUGCAAGCAAGGAUUUUGAUCCCACAGCUGCCGAACAUGACCUCACCGUUAAAUUCCUCAAGUCUUUAACCGAGAGGCAGCGUGAGAAACUUCUCAGCAAGUUGUCCAAAAUGUCCAACGGUAGCAGCAACAGCAGCUCUUCACACAAGCAUAAGAAGAAGCACUCCCAUUAG
Molecule: messenger RNA, 753 nt
Organism: Dibothriocephalus latus
Lineage: Eukaryota; Metazoa; Platyhelminthes; Cestoda; Diphyllobothriidea; Diphyllobothriidae
Source: the annotation of a GenBank genome assembly